AUGGCUACGUGUGACACAGUCGAGACACCUGGCUGGGCGAGGUUUGCCUUGCUCCCCGGGGAGCUGAAGAACAACAUCCUAACCCAGCUCGACGCGAUCGGCCUUGUCAGCCUCAGCCAGACUAACCAUUAUUUCCACACGCUGAUCAAACCGAGAAAGAGGGAAUUGGGUGAACGGCUUCUCGCAAUAGAGGAUCGCCGCCAGCACCAGGCCCAUGCGCUCCGGUAUCAGCAGCAGCGGCAUCGCAAACGGUCUUCUCGGGAGCCUCAGAGCAAAAGCUGGGAGAUCCAUGAGUGGGCCUUGACCGGAGAUGGAAACGAUACGGUUACAUCAAGACGUCGUGGAGGCCAUCGAGGCGUCACGGGGGACGGCGCGGGGGUGAACGGGCAUGGAAACGCCUGUGCAACGAGUGACAGCCGCAUUGUCUCGUUCAGGUCGUCCCUGGACCGCUUCUAUCCCGGCCUGGAGCGGGUGUUUGAGCCGAAGCGGCCCAUGACACCCCAUGCCAAGGAUUGCGCCGACUGCCGCGAAAGGAGUGCCUAUGUGUGGGAUUGGAUGAUGUACAUGGCCCGGUGCCCCCGGUGCGAGCAGUGGCAGGAGCUGAGGGAGUUCCGCGACGCCCCAGCGACGAUCAUGGCCUUGCCGCCCGAUUCGACCUGCAACUCCUGUUUCGCCGUGGAGUUUGGCUGCGAGGCUCUGGGGGAGGACAUGCUGCCGCGUGUGAAGGGGCUGAUUGGGGAGACGCUUGCAACUCUGGAACGCCGCCUCACACUCGGAGGGGUGGUGUCGGGGACUCUGUGGAAUCUCAUCGAGACGAACCAGCCUCUGGUUUCCGUGAUCCAGAAUGUGGUUCGCAUGAGUCAGGGGGGGCCACUUACCCGUGAAAACGUCUAUUGGCUCAGCCAGUAUCAUGGCCAGUACUUGAAGCUCAGAGCCGAGGUGUUCAAAACGAGUGCCGACGGGCUGGUGGACGGUUUCCUAGCGCUGGAACAAAGGCUUGGGUUCGUGUCGUGGUCCCGUUGCUUUGACCAGCUCAAGGCUGAAUGGCUCUGGCUGGGAGCGUGCGAGGAGGAGGCCGACCGUGAGCCUGCCUUGUUGGCGGAAUGGGCACUGGCGAGAGAUGGUGCUUCGUUGGAAUAG
Clonostachys solani is the source of this 1140-nucleotide messenger RNA. The record is from the annotation of a GenBank genome assembly. NCBI's taxonomy places the organism in Eukaryota, Fungi, Ascomycota, Sordariomycetes, Hypocreales, Bionectriaceae.